UUCGUACUCCACUCCACAAGGUGGCAGAUUGAGCAAGGCUGGGGAGUCUUUGAUGACGUCAUUUGUCUGCGCCGACACACGUUUUCACUCACACGUCGGGAUUCGUGAUGGCAGAGCAUGAGUCUGAAGUGAAGAGGGUGAUAAAGUUGGUUCCUGAGAACCUUCUGAAGAAGAGGAAAGCAUACCAAGCCAUCAAAGCCACUGAGGCCAAACGUGCACUUCUUGAGAAGAGAAAGGUAUCUAAAGGGAAACCCUUGAAGUUCAAGCGCUUGGAGGACUUCCUGAAGGAUAGCCAUAGAAAGCAUCGCGAUGAGACCCGUAUCCGGAGAGCAGGUCACAGACCAGCUCCAGCCAUGCCCCCUGCAAAGAACAGACUGGCCUUCGCUGUCCGCAUCAGAGAGAUCAAAGGAGUCAGUCCCAGAGUUCAGAAGGUAAUCCAGAUGUUACGCCUGAGAAAGAUCUUCAGCGGUGCCUUUGUCAAAGUUAACAAGACUUCUAUGGCCAUGUUGAAAAUGGUUGAGCCCUAUGUAGCAUGGGGGUUUCCCAACUUGAAGUCAGUUCGUGAGUUGAUCUUGAAAAGAGGACAGGCCAAGAUUAACAAGCGAAGGGUCGCUCUCACAGACAACACACUCAUUGAGCAGCAUAUGGGCAAGUAUGGUAUCAUCUGUCUGGAGGACUUGAUCCAUGAGAUCUACUCUGUGGGGAAGAACUUCCGGGUGGUCAGCAACUUCAUAUGGCCGUUCAAGCUGUCUGUGGCUCGACACGCUGCCAGGGACAAGGCAGGUCUUCUGAAGGACAUAGGCAACCCAGGACCCAGAGGGACGGACAUAAACUCGAUAAUCAGGCAGCUCAACUGAGGCUGCACGAGACACUUUCACGUCAGACCUUUUCUUCAUUUGAUUUGAUUUGAUUUCUUGUGGCCAAUGAUGAACUUUUUUCUUUCGUCAUAGCCUACUCAUUCGUUGUUCUUUAAUUCCUUCCUUUAAUAUCAAUACUCUGAAUUACCCGGUCUGGCAUGAGGAAAGAGAUCCCUUACAGAUUCAUAAGGAUUUAAUUCAUCUUAGGACCCCAGGGUCCCAGCUGGCAGAAUUCAUAUUGGACCUGAUCAGAAUUGAACGCCUAGUCAGACAGUGCCUUUCUAGACUAUGUUGUGAUUAGACGGCAGUAAUUUACCCUCCCUUUUUUUGAAAAAAAUUGGUAUUCUCAAUAUGUUGCCACCUCUGUAGUUGCAAUAAGGCCAUUCUAUGGAGAUGCUAAUUGCAUCACUACUUACUUUGCCCCUGUGGUGUUCAGAGGGAUGUCAUUAUGCUUACUAUGUAUGUGAGAUUACAAUAUGUUUAUGAAAUAAUAAACUGAAACAAGAA
Molecule: messenger RNA, 1364 nt
Organism: Oncorhynchus tshawytscha (Chinook salmon)
Lineage: Eukaryota; Metazoa; Chordata; Actinopteri; Salmoniformes; Salmonidae
Gene: rpl7l1
Product: ribosomal protein L7-like 1
Exons: 6
Coding region: 108-857 (249 amino acids)
Biological process (GO): maturation of LSU-rRNA from tricistronic rRNA transcript (SSU-rRNA, 5.8S rRNA, LSU-rRNA)
Cellular component (GO): cytosolic large ribosomal subunit
Molecular function (GO): structural constituent of ribosome; RNA binding
Source: RefSeq, a predicted model, not a curated record